AUGAGGUGGCACGGUGUGAUAUCAGCGUUGUCCGCUGUGCUGGUAACAACAAAUGCCAUCUUUGCCGACGACGCAUUUCACAUCGAUUACCAUCAUGCCCUCCUCGGCAUUCCCCAGUCUCAUGCAACCUUCUUUCACAAGCCACAAGCCUCUACGAACGCCUCAUUAUUAUACUCCAUCUCAGACAAGGCUGUCCUAGGUGCCAUCAACCCUAAAGAUGGCUCAAUUUUAUGGAGGCAACCACUUGCUGGACAGCCCCUCAAUCAGGCGUCAUCCUCCUUCUUGGUUGCACGGGAAAGAGAUGGCCAGAUCAUAAGUGGAUAUGGAAAAACCGUCUCAAGCUGGGAUGCCCUCAAUGGCAAACUCGUCUGGACAUAUGAUUUCCCAGAGGGCGCUCUUGUCCAAGGGCUACAACAUACACCAGUGUCGGACGCAAGUAAUGCGGUUACACAGGAUCUAUUAGUGUUGACAACUUCGGAGCUUGCGAGUGCACAUCCCGUCAUAAGUCGUAUUGCAGGCGAUGGAAGGGGGCUUAGAUGGGAGCAUAUUGAUACCUCCACCUCAGACAGCGGUCCUACCUCACUUGCUACCUCCUCAAAACAUGCCUACUAUGUCACCAAAUCUCAUGGUUUGUUGUCGGGUGGUAAGGCCAAAGUCGUAACCUUCGAUAUUACCACAGGUAAGGAGGUCGCCACAGCCAAUAUUGCCGUUGACUCCGAUGCUUUGGGUGAGAACGGCCAUUAUAUCGCCGGCCCUCAAUCAGCAUUUCCAUUCCUCAUCUCCGCCGAAAAACCUUACAAUGCAAUCAAAAUCAGCCCGUUGACUACUUCCAAGGUUCAGACUCUCAAUGUGGACGACAAGGGUGAAAUCAUCGAGUCUUUGAGUGUUCUAUAUCCCUGUGAUCCGUCAGCUGCAUCACACUUCCUCCUCCAUAUCAGAGGUAGUAAGCGACAAUGGGCAGAGAUCUACCAUUUCAACACCAAGUCAGGCGACGCUGUCAAGGCAUACUCCUUACCAGCAACAGAAGAGCAGAGCAUCUUCUCAAUCAGCAGUAGCGGAUCGAAUGUGUAUUUCACCCGAAGCACUGCAACCGAAUUGAGUCUCUAUUCGUCAGAAUCGCAUGGUCAGCUUGGACGAUGGGAGAGAUCAGGAACCCCAAGCUCUGUGGCGGGUAGACUUGUCCCACACAGUGCGGCUGAAGUUGUUAGCAGAGCAAAAGACAGUUUUGCUGUUCGCAUUGCUGAGACUGGGGCAAGUGGAGAGUGGACUUUGAUCCGAAAUGGAGAGUCACUCUGGACAAGACCGGAACAACUCGCAUAUGCCAACAUUGCUGUUUGGUCCGACAGUAUCGGUCCUGAUGCCUUGGCUGAAGAGCUGGAGGUGGAAUUAUCUGUCAAUCCUCUUACAGCAUAUGUUCAUCGCCUACAGCGUCACCUAGCAGAUCUAGCCGGGCUUCCUGCCUACAUUUCAAGUCUGCCAGAUGCGGUAUUCAAAUCGUCCCCAGAGACUUCAGCCGAUGUGCGGCGUGACCUUGUUGGUACAAAGCUUGUGAUCGUGGGAACGAGCCACAAAGAAGUAAUUGCUCUUGAGGCUACCAAUGCCAGCGCUUUGGUGUGGCAAACAGAUCUAUCCACUUAUGCUGGAGAUGGGGUUGAUAUCAAGUCGCUCACCACUAGCAAUGGUCGCAUUACCGUCUAUCUUUCUGAUGGUUCUCUUGUUGUGGUAGAUACACUUCGAGGGACUAUCAUUGAACACCAGGCGGGAACAAUCGGCGUAUCAAAACUGGUCUACCUACCAGGAACUGUGGCGCCGACUGUUGUAAAAGUUGGCGCUGAUGGGACACCUCAACUCGCCGAUGACUUCGCUCCGGCAAAUCCACUAGAGGGCAGUAUCCUUGUCACUAUUGGUGAAGAUGGCAACGCCAACGGCUGGAGUGUUGGAAAAAGCGCACAAAAAACAUGGACGUUGAAACCAAAGGCUGGCUUUGCAUUUACAAAAGCAGUUGCAAGACCAGAUCAUGACCCAGUUGCUUCAAUUGGCAAAGUUCUUGGUGAUCGGUCAGUACUAUACAAGUACAUCUCCCCAAAUAUUGCACUUCUCAUUGCCACGUCGAGCUCUAGUCUCACCACCUACUUAAUUGACGCUGUUACAGGUGCAGUGCUACACACUUCGUCGUGGCAUGGCAUUGUACCGGGCACAAGCAUUCCUGCCGUACUGUCCGAAAAUUGGUUCGCAUUCUCCUUCACUAACCAAGAUCCUACAACGAAAGGGUUAUCCACUCAGUUGAUCAUCUCUGAACUUUAUGAGUCAGCAUCACCUAAUGAACGUGGUGCUUUGGCUGCACGAACCAAUUAUUCGUCCUUUUCGGCUGAUGCAUCCACAUCUCCCCAUGUGAUAUCACAGGCAUAUACAGUUGUCGAGCAGAUAUCACAUCUCACCGUCACACAAACGGCGCAGGGAAUUACUUCUCGCCAACUCCUAGCCACUCUUCCGGAAUUGAAUGCAAUCGUUGGCAUACCACGAGAAAUUCUAGAUGCGCGACGACCUCCCGGGCGAGAUGCCAAUGCCACGGAAAGAGAGGAAGGGUUGAUGAAGUACUUGCCAGUGCUUGACUUGGAGCCUCGGUACUUCUUGACGCACUCACGAGAAGUAAUAGGGAUCGAGAAAGUGAUUACAUCACCGAGUCUGCUGGAAAGCACCAGCGUGAUAUUUGCGUUUGGGCAUGAUAUCUUUGGAACGCAAGUAACGCCCAGUUUGGCAUUCGAUGUACUUGGAAAAGGAUUCAACAGGAUUCAACUAUCACUUACGGUGGUAGCACUUGCCAUCGGCGUUUAUAUGGUAAGACCAUUUGCCCUAAAGAGGACGGUGGAAGGUAGAUGGAAGCUGUGA
Messenger RNA from Exophiala bonariae, 2889 nucleotides. RefSeq lists its product as uncharacterized. NCBI's taxonomy places the organism in Eukaryota, Fungi, Ascomycota, Eurotiomycetes, Chaetothyriales, Herpotrichiellaceae. Gene Ontology annotation, cellular component: EMC complex. Gene Ontology annotation, biological process: protein folding in endoplasmic reticulum. The transcript has a single exon. The coding region runs from base 1 to 2889 and encodes 962 amino acids. The record is from RefSeq and is a predicted model, not a curated record. Gene Ontology annotation, molecular function: protein binding.